Dichotomopilus funicola is the source of this 1197-nucleotide messenger RNA. RefSeq lists its product as uncharacterized. Lineage: Eukaryota; Fungi; Ascomycota; Sordariomycetes; Sordariales; Chaetomiaceae. Gene Ontology annotation, molecular function: oxidoreductase activity, acting on the CH-OH group of donors, NAD or NADP as acceptor. The coding region runs from base 1 to 1197 and encodes 398 amino acids. The record is from RefSeq and is a predicted model, not a curated record. The transcript has a single exon. Gene Ontology annotation, cellular component: cytoplasm.
AUGGAUGCCACAAUUACGCCUCCCAAAGACGACCCCUGGGGCGUCGUCAACAUGAUCGGCCAGUCGGCUCCCGUUGACUGUUCCAAGCCCUACGACACUUCCACUCUCGCCGGCAAGACCAUCCUCAUCACCGGCGGCGCAUCGGGUUUCGGCGCCGCCUUUGCCCGUCACUGGGCUCGCUACGGCGCCCACCUUAUCAUCGGCGACGUCAACGACCAAGCCGGGGAGGCCCUCAUCGCAGAACUGCGCUCUUCAUCAUCAACGGGGUCAACCCCUAACCAGGUCUUCGUCUACCAGCACUGUGACGUGACCUCCUGGACAGACCAGCUCGCCCUGUUCAAAACUGCCAUCUCAGCCUCCCCAACCCGGUCCCUCCAAGCCGUCGUAGCCGGGGCCGGUAUCGUCGAGAACAGUACCGGUCCCGCCGGAUCCGUCUUUGAUGAACCACGGGACUUUGACGCCGCCGACCCGGCCCAACCCCCACCUCCACCUCCCCUCCGUGUCCUCGCCGUCAAUUUAACCGGCGUGAUGUACACCACCCACCUCGCAUUGCACUACCUGUCCCGCAAGUCUACGCCCUCCUCCUCCUCUUCUCAGUCCCAAAAAGACCACGACCGCCACAUCCUCCUCAUCUCCUCCAUCGCCGGCCUCAGCCCGCUACCCGGCCAGACGGAAUACACGACCUCCAAGCACGCCGUGAUGGGUCUCUUUCGCUCCAUACGCGGGACCGCCUGGUCCCGCAACGGGGUGCGUGUCAACGCUUUGACCCCCUAUUUCGUCGAGACCCCGAUCAUCCCAGCGGCUGGCAAGUUGUUGUUGGCCGGGGCGGCCAAGGCGGACUUGGAGGAUGUGGUGGAUGCUGCGACGCGGUUGAUGGCCGAUGAGGGGGUUAAGGGCAGGGCGUUGUGUAUUGGGCCGAAGAUGGGGGUUGUGGAUGAGGGGGUGGAGGGGGAGGCGGGUCAGGGUCAUACGGGGAAGGAAUGGGGAUGGGGAGGGCCUGGCGUGAGGGUUGUUGAGGGAACCGGGGUGGAGGGUGAGAGGAAGCAAGCGGUGUGGGAGGUGUAUGGGCAUGAUUAUGAGCGGGUGGAGUCGUGGGUGUGGAGGUUUUUGGCUAUUGUGAAUGUGAUGAGGGAGGUUAAUGGUUGGACGGGGUUUGUGAAGGAUAUGCUGGGGAUAUGUUUUGGUCGGAGGGGGUAG